Messenger RNA from Polyodon spathula (Mississippi paddlefish), 8281 nucleotides. Its product is annotated as microtubule-associated serine/threonine-protein kinase 3-like. Lineage: Eukaryota; Metazoa; Chordata; Actinopteri; Acipenseriformes; Polyodontidae. Gene Ontology annotation, biological process: intracellular signal transduction; peptidyl-serine phosphorylation. The transcript is spliced from 27 exons. The record is from RefSeq and is a predicted model, not a curated record. Gene Ontology annotation, molecular function: ATP binding; magnesium ion binding; protein binding. The coding region runs from base 396 to 4748 and encodes 1450 amino acids.
UUGUGUGCGCGCCGCUGCUGGUGUUGUGAGGAUGUUGCUGUUUGUGUGUUAGCGUGGAGCUGGGGCGGUUAUGUUCCUGCUUUACUUAUUUCAGAUUUUUUUGGUCUAGCGCUGCGAGGGGACACCUUAGAAACAUGGCUGGUGUGCCUGUGAACAAAUUCCAAAUGCUUUUUAUCAUUUGACCAAGAGAGACGGAAGAGCACACAAAGGCAGUUGCUCGGUAGUGAUGGAGUCUGCCAUGUACGUCAUGGGCUGCGUACGAGUUGAUCUUGUCCGGGACACAGAACGCUUUGUUUUGCCGUAGAUUCAGAAGAGAUUUUGGGGAUUUUUUUAUUAUUAUUUUAUUUUAUCAUCAGGCUUUUUCGCUGCUUUGUUUUAAUCGAUCGACCGGGACCAUGUCGGACCCGAGCUACUGGACUGCUCUGCCGAGUUAUAAGACUCACUAUGUGACGGGCGCAUUGCUGCAGCGCUCCAAAAGUUGCCGCAGCAGCAACCGCAAAAGUCUUGUUGUUGGAACACCUUCUCCCACCCUGUCCCGCCCCCUCUCUCCUCUGUCCGUGCCGACAGCUGGAAGCAGUCCUUUGGAAAGUCCCAGAAACCUGUCCACCAGCACUGCUCUUAACUUCCCCUUCGCUCGCAGUCAUGUGCCCAGGACUGACAGGGCGGAUGGUCGAAGAUGGUCUUUGGCUUCUCUCCCCUCUUCUGGCUAUGGUACCAACACCCCCAGUUCGACUGUCUCAUCUUCAUCCUCUUCCCAGGAACACUUGCACCAGCUACCCUACCAGCCCACCCCGGACGAGCUGCAUUUCUUGUCAAGACACUUCCGGAGCACAGAGAGCAUGACGGACGAGGAGGGGCGCCACUCGCCCUCCCUGCGCCACCGGUCACGCAGCCUAAGCCCUGGAAGGACAAGUGGCUCGUUUGAUAAUGAGAUUGUUAUGAUGAAUCACGUGUACAAGGAGAGAUUCCCCAGGGCCACAGCUCAGAUGGAGGAGCGGUUGCAGGAUAUCAUCACCACCUUCUCUCCAGACAGCACCCUGCCCUUGGCUGAUGGGGUCCUGGGAUUUAUCCACCACCAGCUGGUAGAGCUGGCCAGAGACUGCCUGGACAAGUCCCUUGAAGGCCUGGUCACAUCCCGCUACUUCAUUGAGCUGCAGGAGAAACUGGAGAAGAUGCUACACGAGGCCCAUGAGAGAUCGGAGAGUGAGGAGGUCCCAGUGAUCGAUCAGCUGGUGAAGAAGAUCCUGAUUGUCAUCUCGCGUCCCGCACGACUGCUGGAGUGCCUGGAGUUCGACCCUGAAGAGUUUUAUCACCUGUUGGAAGCUGCAGAGGGUCAUGCAAAGGUCGGUCAGGGAAUCAAGACUGACAUCCCCCGCUACAUCAUCAGCCAGCUGGGACUCACCAAGGACCCCCUGGAGGACAUGGUUCAGCUGGAACAAUACGACUCUGCCAGUACUCUCGUACCAGAUACAGAUGAGUCUUUAGAUCACAGUCGGGCCUCCUCCACUCCGUCACGAAGAAAACCGAGAGAGAGCGACUUUGACACCAUCAAACUGAUCAGCAACGGGGCCUAUGGGGCGGUGUACCUGGUGAGACACAGAGACACUCGGCAGCGCUUUGCAAUGAAGAAGAUCAACCGUCAGAACCUGAUCCUGAGGAACCAGAUCCAGCAGGUGUUUGUGGAGCGAGAUAUCCUGACCUUCGCGGAGAACCCCUUCGUGGUCAGCAUGUUCUGCUCCUUCGAGACGCGGCGCCACCUCUGUUUGGUCAUGGAGUAUGUGGAAGGUGGCGAUUGUGCAAACCUGCUGAAGAACAUGGGCCCACUCCCAGUAGACAUGGCUAGGAUGUACUUUGCUGAGACCGUGCUGGCGUUGGAGUACCUUCACAACUAUGGAAUCGUACACAGAGAUCUCAAACCUGACAAUUUGUUGAUUACAUCGAUGGGACACAUCAAACUCACUGACUUUGGGCUCUCGAAAAUUGGCCUUAUGAACAUGACAACCAAUCUAUAUGAAGGACACAUCGAGAAGGACACCAGGGAGUUUAUUGAUAAGCAGGUGUGUGGCACUCCGGAGUACAUCGCCCCUGAGGUGAUCCUGCGGCAGGGCUACGGGAAGCCGGUGGAUUGGUGGGCGAUGGGCAUCAUCCUCUACGAGUUCCUGGUGGGCUGCGUGCCUUUCUUCGGAGAUACACCGGAGCAGCUGUUUGGGCAAGUCGUCAGCGAUGACAUCAUUUGGCCUGAAGGGGGUGAUGCCCUGCCUGCCGAUGCCCAGGAUCUUAUCACCUGCCUACUCAGGCAGAGCCCCCUGGAGCGCAUUGGCACGGGUGGGACCUUUGAGGUGAAGCAGCAUCCCUUUUUCUAUGGGCUGGACUGGAAUGGGCUUCUCCGUCACAAAGCAGAGUUCAUCCCACAGCUGGAGGCCGAGGACGACACCAGUUACUUUGACACGCGGUCUGAACGAUAUCACCACCUGGACUCUGAAGAGGACGAUGAAACCAACGAUGAGGAAUCCUCUCUGGAAAUCAGGCAGUUUUCAUCCUGCUCACAUCGAUUCAGCAAGGUACAGCAACAUCAAGUGUACAGCAGCUCGGAGUACCUGGCGAACCCCUCCAAUCUGAGCUUCUCCUCGACAGAGCGCAGUCACAGUGAGGAGAAGGAGGAGAACAGUGGAGACCAGAGACUCAUGUCAAGCAGCACAAGGCAGUACCUUCGGCCCAGGGCCUCCUCCAGCUCCUCCCAGCCCGAGCGCAGUGCCAGCCCCCUGGUGAUGAGCAGCACACACAGCCUAGAGACCAUGCCUCGACUGGCCUUCAGCACCGAGGACCAGGCGGAUGUUGUGGUCCCCAGUCUUCAGCGGAUUCGCCUGCGCAGUAACAGCACCGGCACCAAGCACUCCACUCCCCAGGAUCACUUGCGCAGCCACCGCUUCGGACACCAGCUGGACACCCCAGAGAAACCCAGAGUGCUUCCCAGGAACAAGGUCCCCAAGUCAGCCUCGGUGUCGGCCCUGUCCCUCAUCAUCACUGCCGACGACAUGGGGAGUGGACCCACGGCGAGUCCCAUCUCUCCACACUCUCUCUCCUCCAACCCCUCCUCGCGAGAUUCUUCCCCCAGUCGUGACAUCUCCCUGGGCGCCAGCAGCCUGCGGCCGCCCAUCAUUAUCCACAGCUCCGGGAAGAAGUACGGCUUCACCCUGCGAGCCAUCCGCGUCUUCCUGGGAGACAGCGACGUCUACGCUGUGCACCACAUGGUCUGGAGUGUGGAGGAGGGCAGUCCGGCUCACGAGGCAGGGCUGAGAGCUGGGGAUCUCAUCACACACGUGAACGGGGAGUCCGUGCGGGGCCUGGUGCACACGGAGGUGGUUGAGCUGCUGCUCAAGAGUGGUAACAAGGUAGCUCUGCAGACGACUGCCAUGGAAAACACCUCAAUCAAGACCGGGCCGGCCCGCAAGACCAGCUGUAAGAGCAAGAUGGCUCGGAGGAGCAAGAAGAACCGCAAGGACGGGCAGGACAGACGGCGGUCGAUCUAUAAGAAGCUCUCCAAACAGCCGACUGUCCUACACACCAGCCGCAGCUUCUCCUCCGGGCUGCAGCACUCUGUGUCCUCCAGUGAGAGUGUGCCGGGGUCCCCCACACACAGCCUGUCCCCCGGACCCUCCACCCCCUCCCGCAGCCCCGCCCCGGAUCUGCCCUCGGACACCAAUUCUCCCCCCAGCACAUCCCCUUGCUCCAGCACUCCCAGCUCCCCAGCAGGACACAUCCGCCCCAGCUCCCUGCACGGCCUGGCCCCCAAACUGAGCAACCAGCGCUACAAGGUGGGACGCCGCAAAUCAACCAGCAGCAUCCCCCCCUCCCCGCUGGCCUGCAACCCCUGCCCACCCCCUCAGCCCCCCUCUCCCCAGCGCUCCCCCUCCCCUCUGCCUGGCUUCACCAAGAGUCUUCACUCUUCCUACCAUGGCAAGACCCUCUCCCCUCCAACCAUCAUCCGUCACGCCGUCCGACCCCGCAGCGGCGAGCCCCCUCGAUCCCCCCUCCUCAAGAGGGUCCAGUCUAAUGAGAAACUGUCUGCUUACCAUGGAGAGAAGAAGGGCUACGUGCCACGCAAGCGCACGCUGGAAGUCCUGGACACUGGUGAAGCUGUAGGGGACUCUGAGGGGGAGUGUGGCACUGCGUUGGGAUACAUGGGCUCCAGUGUGAGCGAGCAGGGUCGUCUCAGCUACCUGGGAGCCCAGAGACUUAGAGACGAUGACAUGGUGGUGAUGAGGAAACUGAACCUGUCUGAGCGCAGGGACUUUUUCAAGAAGCAGGAAGCGGUGCAGGAGGUGAGCUUUGACGAGCCCGAUGUGGGAGUGUCCAGCGAAGAGCCACAGCAAAAGGGGCCUCCCGCGUGCAGCCGGCAGUUCAAAGCAUCUUGGAUUGAGAGCGACCAGAAGGGAGAAGGGAGGAAGACUUGCGUGCCUCAGAUUGCUGUGCAGGGCUCAGAAGAGGAGAAGUCCUGGGAGUGUCAGGAGCUGUACUCCAUGUGCCAAGAUGGAGAGAAAGAGAAGGAGGAGGAGAGGGAGGCGACUGGAAGACCAAUACCAGUGCUGCUCACAUCAGAGGAUGAUUUGGGAGUCAGGAAAGGGCAAAGGACCACAUCCGCUGACAUGUCACAUGCCAUGUCAGAAAAGUACAAUUUGAAUGAGAAGCCAGGAAAGGAGGACCUGUCUCUCUCACAUGGGAGAAGGAAAGGGAAGAUGAAAGAAUAAACUGUUGGGUUUUUAACCCAUAUCUGAAGGAAUUUAAUGAAUAAAUACAUUCCAGUCUUUGAUCGCUCACAAAUGCCCUGUCUUCACGCAACCUAUGACAAUUUUAAGACCAAACUGUCACCAAAAGAGAGUUUUCUACAAAAACAGAGACUAACCUUAUUUAUGCAGGCCAACGUUUUUUGAUUUUGUAAAUGUAUUUUUUAAAAAAGGAGUGUUUUUGCCAGAAUUUAUUUAUGACUUUUUGUAAUAGGAUUUGUAGCUGGGGCCAAGAGAAACGCUGAACUGUGUUUAAAAUGUGUGUUCUGGGGCACCAGGCCUUUACUAUUUUAUAACUUAAAAGGACUUUCCUAAACCAAAUUUCUAGAUACACACCAUUGUUCAAUACUAAGUUAGAAACCUUAUUUACAAUUUUCUACUUAAACUAGUUGACAGUAGAUUUAUUAUGAAAAACGCCACUGACUUCUCAGACAAAACAAAAACUAAAGCCUGUUUUACACCACCAGAUUCUUAUGGUUCAAUAAACUUUAUAACCAUGUAUUUUUCUUCUUUUAAACUUUUAACUUUGUAGAUCAUUUUCUAUUUCUGUAAUCCCAUCAUGGUGACUUUUUUUAAGCUAGUUUAAAGCACCUCUGUGGCCUCAGUAGAGCUCUCAAACAUCUAAUCUCCAAAGUACAGCGGGUACACCAGAGUGUAACCAUUAACUUGUCGCUCCUGGAAAUGUCCUAAAAGCAAAUGUGGCGUUUCUUACAUCUCCUGGAAGUGUUGCAGGAGGACAGGUUAAUAGUUACACUCUGGUGUACCUGCUGUACUUGGAUGUUAGUUUCUAAGAGUUUUGUGACAGAAAGAGAAAGUAAAUGUAAGCAAGGGGAAUGCAGUGAUGAGCAGUGUUUCACAAUGUAAGGAAGGGGAAUGCAGUGAGCGGUGUUUCACAGUGUAAGCAAGGGGAAUGCAGUGAUGAGCAGUGUUUCACAAUGUAAGCAAGGGGAAUGCAGUGAGCGGUGUUUCACAGUGUAAGCAAGGGGAAUGCAGUGAGCGGUGUUUCACAGUGUAAGCAAGGGGAAUGCAGUGAGCGGUGUUUCACAGUGUAAGCAAGGAGAAUGCAGUGAUGAGCGUGUUUCAGUGUAAGCAAGGAGAAUGCAGUGAUGAGCAUGUUUCAAUGUAAGCAAGGGGAAUGCAGUGAUGAGCAGUGUUUCACAGCUUGCUGAGGUGUGCUGUAAUACUAUUCUCAUGUCAGGGAAGCAAAGUGUUCCUAACGUGACUGUUGCUCUAAUAAGACCACUAAUUUAAUUAGAUAAGUUUUGAUAACUGUCAGAUACAAGGGGAUAUGUCCCUUCCCUUACCCUAACUUAAAGAUAAAUCUUUUUGUGUAAACCAGGCUUUUUAUACGAUCUUCAUUUCAGAACUAAAAAAGAACUACAUUUAUCACCUUUAAACCAAAUAUAGGGUAUCCUGUCCUUAACUUGAAAAAUAUGUUAUUACAGCCUCUGUAAGCAACGAUGUGUGCCCACGCUUAAAUGAAGGAGACUAACUCGACUUUAUAUUCCAGACACACUUGUCUGUUUUUCAAGGGGUAGUGAUUUUAGCAUCUUUUUACAUUUUGUGAAUCAUUUUUUUGAAAAGGCAUGAGUAGCUGGAUGUUGAUCCUAGCUUUUUCAUUUCAUUUCUGCUCCUGUCAGCUUUUCUCCAACAGCUGUUUGUAGAGCUUGCCAAAAAAUACAUUAAGAAGCAGGGUUUGCUGGGCAUUAUACCUGUAAGGGCUUGAGACAUAGGCAUUUUAGUAGGUAGGAUAAAUCCUAAAACUGCAUUGAAGUUUUACUAGUUUAGCAGCACAGUAUUAAAUGAACCGAAUAAAAUUAAUAUAAAGAGGUAGCAUAUUACUGACUAUACAUGUAUUGUAUAAAUAGGGUGAUUUUAAUAAGUUAUGAUUUUAGUAAAACUGAAAAACUUAAAUGCCAAAACCUUCGACCUAGAAGCCUUUCCUCAGUGUCUUAGAGUUUUGUUUGAAACGUUUGACAUGAAAUGUACUGUUUAUUUUAAUAUUUCAACAUGUAGCACGAUUUGAGUUUUAUAGUUAUGGAUUUUAACCAGAAAACAACACCUGAAAGAAAAGAAAAUCUGUGUUUUGUAAAGAGUACCAGAGGCUAAUCAUUUUGUUGAGGUACUGCACACCCCGUUCAUUUGAGUCAUUCUCUGGAUGCAUCAGAACUCCAGUACUUGAUUGCUGCAUAUGCAGGGUGGUUAACCAUGCACCACGGGAACAAAUAUUAGUAUGGAACAUGUCAUAGACAACUCAGGCCAGGGGCACUGGAAAACUUAAUGAGGACACUGAAAACCCAGGAUUUUUACAGGACUAAGUUAAGACUGCCAACAUCACCUGAUACAAUCCUAGCUAACGAGUCAAAGAACAAAAUCACCCUGCAUAUUCACUCCAAGACCAGGUGUGUAAUAUCAGAAUAACCCACGUGGUCUGGGUUAGAUUAAUUUUGUACAUUCACUUUUCUGUUCGAGAGCUGUCAAACUUCUGUCUAGGUUCAUCUGGUUCACCAGAGUGUAAUGGUUAACACCUUCCCCUGCAACACCCUAGUGGAUGUAAGAAACAGAUCAAUGAGAGAGACAACAGAGGGAUGUGGCAUUUCUCAUGUGUGCACUGUGUGUUGGUUUGAGAGCUCUUGAAGCCACAGGGGUGCUUUUAUUUAUUUAUUUAUUUUUAAAGCUCUAAAUUAAUUACAUUUAACUUUUCUACACUUUAGUAUCAUGAAUAUUUGCCACAUUGUGAGCUGCACGUGUUGGUUAGCGCUCGUGCCUCACAAUGCCAGGGUCCUGGGUUCGAUUCCAGCCUAGGGGUCUGUCUGUGUAUUGUUUGCAUGUUCUCCCUGUGUCUGCGUGGGUUUUCUCCGGGUACUUCGGUUUCCUCCCACAGUCCAAAGACAUCCUGUUCAGGUAGAUUGGUCACUGUAAAUUGCCCUAUGUGUGUGGUGCCCUGCAAUGGACUGGCAUCCCGUCCAGGGUGUAGUCCUGUCUUGCAUCCUGUGUCUGCCAGGUUAGGCUCCGCCUCAUACAUUAUCAAAAUGAGUCGCUGUAGAAGAGGUGUAGUUUUAACAAUUGGUUUUGUCAAAAAAAUGUUGUUUAAGCCAUUGGCCAAAACCCAUCCCUUCCCACUAAGAGUCAGUGUUUAGUGUGGCAGACUCCAGCCUGCCCUUCCUUCAAAGGGGUGAGAAUGAGCAGGAAUAUUGCCUACUUACUCAUUCAUGCGUAAACAUCCAUUACGUAGCAAAAGAAGGACUUUUUAUGUAAAUUUUCGGACCAUUGAAAGCUAAAAGUCUGAACUGACCGGAUGUUUUAGGUUUGACCAGAAAUAACUUUGCUUUUGAUCUGGAAUUUUAAUGUAAAUGUUGAUUUUUAAGCUAUUUUAAAAUCAAGCUUUUAAAGGGUACUUGUAUGUGUAACAGGGUUUUACUUUUUAUAUAAAUACCACACAUUUUAACUUGCAUUUGUUAUUGACUAGCUCAAUUUUUCAUGUAUUUGCUGAUUUU